GGUUGCCUCCGUGCGAGCGUCAAGCCUCACGCUGCGCAAAGGACGCACCGCUGCAACGUUUCCAAAUAAGAGCAUUGGUGGAGUAGAGCUGCAGGAGAGGGGGUGCAGAAUUCAUCAUUGAGGACAAAACAGCAAACAGCAUCAUGCAGAUUAUUCCCACAAUGUUCAGCUUCAAAUAUUUCAAAUGUUUUCAGUACACAGUCUGCAGAUCUUUGACCUUUAUUUUCCAAGUGUGUCCUUGUGUUUCCGGUGCUGCUGUGGCGGUUUCCCGGGGAUUGUCGCAGCUCGUCUCAGUGGCCUGAGCAGCGAGAGGCUGAGAGGAUGAGAGAGGAGACUGAGGGGGCGUUUUCCUCAGUGUCCUGGACGAGUUCACCAAGUAACACGGAAGUAUCGACUCUACUCAGUCGUCAAGUGAGUAGUGGUGGAAAGUAACUAAGUAGAUUCACUCAACUACUUCAACUACACGUUUAAGGACCUGGAGAAUAACGUGAGGGAGUUUCUGCAGAGGUUCGACAAAGAGGCCACGCACCGCAUGUACAAUUACUCUCUGGCAUCAUGGGCCUACAACACGGACAUCUCGAAGGAGAACUCGGACAAGCUGUCACAAGAGGGGCAAAUCUGGGGCCGUUUUUACACUCAGAUGUCAGAAGAGUCCCUGAAAUUCCCCAUCGACCAGAUCAAAGAUCCAGAAAUCAAACUGCAGCUCAUCUCCCUUCAGGACAAAGGCUCCGGCGCUCUGUCCCAGGACAAGGCCGCACACCUGAGUAAAGUCAUGAGUGAGAUGAGUACAAUCUACAGCACCGCCACAGUGUGUCUGAUGGACGACCCCCUGAACUGUCAGACUUUGGAGCCAGGCCUGGAGCACGUGAUGUUCAACAGCCGAGACUACGCCGAGCGCCUGCACGUGUGGGAGGGCUGGAGGAGGGAGGUGGGGAAGAGGAUGAGGCCCCUGUACGAAGAUUAUGUGGAUCUGAAGAACGAAGCUUCCAAACUAAACGGUUUUGAAGACUACGGAUCUUACUGGAGAUACAACUAUGAGACGAUCGAGGAGGAUCCUCAAUACAAGUACACAAGAGACCAGCUCAUGGGAGACGUGCGUUCAAUAUACAAAGAGAUCCUGCCAUUAUACAAGGAGCUGCAUGCCUAUGUGAGAUCCAGGCUCAUUGAGGUCUACCCAGGACACAUUGAUGCAAAAGGACCUCUGCCAGCCCACCUGCUGGGUGACAUGUGGGGAAGAUUCUGGACCAACCUGUACCCUCUGACUGUCCCCUACCCUGACAAACCAGGUAUUGAUGUCAGUGAGACUAUGGUGAAGCAGGGCUGGAGUGAAAUUCGUCUUUUCAAAGAAGCAGAGAAGUUCUUCAUGUCCGUGGGCCUGUACGAGAUGUUUCCGAACUUCUGGAACGCCUCGAUGCUGGUGAAGCCUGAGGACGGACGCAAGGUGGUGUGUCACCCCACAGCCUGGGACAUGGGGAACAAGGAAGACUUUAGGAUCAAAAUGUGCACCAAGGUCAACAUGGAAGACUUCCUCACUGUGCACCACGAGAUGGGCCACAACCAAUACCAGAUGGCCUACCGCAACCUGUCCUACCUCCUGAGGGACGGAGCCAACGAGGGGUUCCACGAGGCUGUCGGAGAAAUCAUGUCCCUUUCUGCUGCAACGCCCAAACACCUGCAGAGCCUGGGCCUCCUGCCUGCUGACUUCACUUAUGAUAAAGAAACAGAGAUCAACUUCCUGCUCAAGCAGGCGCUCGCCAUCGUGGCCACACUGCCGUUCACCUACAUGCUGGAGGAGUGGAGGUGGCAGGUGUUCGCAGGGAACAUCUCCAAGGACGAAUGGAUGCAGCGGUGGUGGGAGAUGAAGAGGGAGAUGGUGGGGGUGGUGGAGCCGGUGCCGAGAGAUGAGACUUACUGUGACCCUCCUGCUCUGUUCCAUGUGUCUGGAGACUACUCCUUCAUCAGGUACUUCACCAGAACCAUCUACCAGUUUCAGUUCCAAAAAGCUCUCUGCGAUGCUGCUGGUCACACUGGUGCCUUGUCUUCAUGUGACAUUACCAAUUCUACCACAGCAGGAACCAAGCUGAGGGACAUGUUGGAGCUGGGGAGGUCCCAGUCCUGGACCAGGGCCUUGCACACGAUAUCUGGUGAUGUCAAGAUGGACGCCCGCCCCCUGCUGGAUUAUUUUGCAACACUUCACGAGUGGCUGAAGGCAGACAACCAGAAACACAACAGGAUGGUCGGCUGGGUGCCAGCAAUAGAUCCAUUUUCCAAGUAUGCCAUCAAAGUACGAAUAAGUUUGAAGGCCGCCAUGGGGGACGACGCUUAUUCCUGGAACGACAACGAGCUGUACCUGUUCAAGGCCAACAUUGCCUACGCUCUGAGGCAGUACUACGAACAAAAGAACGAGACACUUCUCUUCAUGUCAGAGAAUGUCCUCACCCACGACGUGACUGAGAGAAUCUCCUUCUACAUUAUGGUCACCAACCCGGUGAAUACCUCUGUGUACAUCCCAAAGAGUGACUUGGAGGCUGCCAUCCGGUUAUCCAGAGGGCGAAUCAACGAUGCCUUCCAAUUGGAUGACAGGACGCUGGACUUCCAGGGUAUCCCAGCAACACUGGCCCCUCCUGUGCAGCAGCCAGUGGAGGUGUGGCUGGUGGUGUUUGGGGUGGUCAUGGGAACCGUGGUGCUCCUGGGCACCUACCUCAUCAUCUCCGGUGUCAGAGAACGUAAAAGGAAAUCUGAAAAGCCAGCCAUGGAGAAUCCGUACGAAGCAGACAACGAGGGGCAAACCAACAAAGCCUUCGAGGAGAAUGAUGAUGAACAAACUGGAUUCUGAUUCCACACAGACCAGAGGGAGGGUUUCCUCAGCGCUCAUCGACAGUGGACUCAGAGUCACCGUCCAAGAAUAAGAAAUACAAAUUAUUUUAUAAGGCCUUUCCCUCUUUUACCGAUCUCUCAUCAAACAACAACAUGACAAAAUGUGAAUAUGUGUAAAGGUUGUGUUUGUCUGAAAUUCUGACCCUCACUGUUAUUGUACAGUCAAUACCCGUGUAAGAAAAAGAAAAGUACUCCUAAUUGCAGUAAAGUUAGCAUAUUUACUAUAGUUCAAGUAGUGCGCUAUAAUGAGUCAAAACGUCAUAAAUAUAAGGUACAUACAAAAUAAGAUAAAAGGAAAAUAGAAAUGUUGUAUUUUCAGUUUUAUGAUUUGUAGAACAUUAUAUUUGUAUAAUUCAUCCUAUUCUACUUUAUUUCUUACCUCUGUUAUGUGGAAAUUCAGAUAUUUUCAGUCUAAGUCAAAUUAA
Messenger RNA from Hippoglossus stenolepis (Pacific halibut), 3302 nucleotides. RefSeq names its product angiotensin I converting enzyme 2 (gene ace2). Gene Ontology annotation, cellular component: plasma membrane. The record is from RefSeq and is a predicted model, not a curated record. Gene Ontology annotation, molecular function: metallopeptidase activity; peptidyl-dipeptidase activity. The transcript is spliced from 20 exons. Lineage: Eukaryota; Metazoa; Chordata; Actinopteri; Pleuronectiformes; Pleuronectidae. Bases 533 to 2836 code for a protein of 767 amino acids. Gene Ontology annotation, biological process: proteolysis.